AUGCCACUCCAGCUCAUUGCCGCCGCCUACUUCGAAGGCCUCCCGUCGUGGUUUCCCGACCCGUAUCUGCUACUAAAAUGGGCCACGGGGCUCGGCACCGUCGCGCUGACCAAAUGGUACACCUCCGGACGCCGCAACCCGGCCGAGCGCAACAUGCACGGCCGCGUGGUGCUGAUGACGGGCGGGACCUCGGGAAUUGGCGCCGAGACAGCCUACGAGUUGGCGCGGCGCGGCGCCCAGCUCUGCCUGCUCACGCGCCAGCCGCCGUCCGACCCUUUCCUGGUCGAGUACAUCGACGACCUGCGCGCCAAGACCGGCAACCAGUUGAUCUACGCCGAGCAGGUCGACCUGGCCGAUUUGUACAGCAUCCGGCAGUUUGCGACGCGGUGGAUCGACAAUGCACCGCCGAGACGGUUGGACAUGGUGGUUCUGUGCGCGUCGACGCUGACGCCGCCCGGCGGGAAAAGGGCCGUGACGGCCGAGGGCGUGGAGAUGACCUGGAUGGUCAAUUUCUUGGCCAACUUUCACCUGCUGGGCAUCCUCAGCCCGGCGAUCCGCGCGCAGCCGUUUGAUCGGGAUGUGAGGAUUGUGGUGCCCACCUGCUCGAGCUACAUCGCGUCGCCGAAGCUGGAUUUGGAGGAUGUGAUGCAGGGUGGGAACGAUAAGGAUUGGACGCCGGGGAGGGCCUAUGCGAGGAGCAAGCUCGCCAUGAUGGUGUUCGCCAAAGCCUAUCAGAAGCAUUUGGAUGCGUAUAAGCGGCCGGAUACGCUACCCAUGAAUGCCAGGGUCGUGCUGGUCGAUCCAGGCUAUGCGCGCACGGCGGGCAUGAGAAGAUGGCUUACAAGAGGCGCGCUGUGGGGACUGCUGCUCUACGUGGUUCUCUACCUGUUUGCGUGGUUGCUCUUGAAGAGCCCCCAGAUGGCGGCCCAGUCAGUUCUCUACGCGACGAUGGAGGGCAGCCUAGGGAGAGGGCCGGGAGGCAGGCUGAUCAAGGAGUGCAUGGAGGUGGACUGCGCGAGGAAGGACGUGGAUGACGAAGACGUCGCUAAGAAGCUGUGGGAGUCGAGCGACAAGCUGAUUGAGCGGGUGGAGAAGGAGCUCGCUAUCAAGAGAGCCAAGGCGAAGAAGGAGCAGCAGAAGAGGGAAGAGGAGGCGAAGCAGGCCGCUCAGGUCGAGGAAAUCGAGGCACUCGUCGGCGCCAUCAAGAAGGGCAAGGCCAAGGCGACCAAGGAACCCAAGGAAGGCCAGAAGAAAAACGGCAAUAAGGCAAAAUCAACGGGAAAUGGUGCUAGACAGACGCAAACGCAGCAACUUCGCAAUUCAUCCUCCUGCCAUCCCGUCUUCUUUACAGACAAGCUGCGCCGGCCGCCAUUGGACGUCUUGUCAGGUCUACAUUCGAGUCCGGUUGCGCAUGGUUACGUCUACCGGGAUGCGCCCCGGGGCAGUGCGAAGUCGGCUGGUCCGCGGUUAUGA
Messenger RNA from Chaetomium strumarium, 1473 nucleotides. RefSeq lists its product as uncharacterized. The record is from RefSeq and is a predicted model, not a curated record. The coding region runs from base 1 to 1473 and encodes 490 amino acids. Lineage: Eukaryota; Fungi; Ascomycota; Sordariomycetes; Sordariales; Chaetomiaceae. The transcript has 2 exons.